AUGACUCGAGAUAUUCGCGCCAGAGCGCUCCAGCGUAUUGCUGCACUGUCGGCAACAAGCUCCACUGCACCAUUCGACAAGUCAGACCUUGACAGGCUGUGUCGGGCAUGCCAUUCUACGCGAGGACAAGAACAUAUUCAUGGAGCACAUAUCACAAAGCAGGCUGGCGCAUUGGGCCGUAUCCCCAUGUCCAUCCGCGAAUUCGAGGUUCUCCUGACUCUUUGCCGAACCGCCCCCGGUAUUCAGUCCGAUACAAGCGCGCAAAAGCUUUUGCAUCGCUUGAUCCCUUAUAUAAUCGAAGCGCACACACAAGUGUUCGCCCCUUCUUCAUUCUUUCGAAGGGUUGAGCCAUCCCCGACUGAAUCCCUAGCGUUUCACCUUACCGCGGCACUAUUGUCGCUGGGCACCAAUUACCUUGACCUCAAAGAGACCGUGACAGAUGGUAUAUGGGCCUUCAUCAACGCGUGCGGACAGGCUAUCGAAAGCAUAAUCUCGCCGCAAUCGGGAGAUAUUGAUGACGUACCGGUCCAGGAUGCCCUCCGAGCCGCCAAGAUUGUUCUGGCCAUGCUUGGUUUCUUGGAUGCCUUGUCCGCUCAAGUGUAUUUCUGGAAGGCAGGAGGGAGGUUGGGAUUAAUCCAGAAAAUAAGACAACUCCUCUCUGAGCAGUUUCUCGUCGCAGUGGAGACAUCCCUGUCAACGAUUCGGAAUACUCUUACUCAGACCAAUGAAGUACGCGAGUGGAAGCGAUUGCUCCGUCAUUAUUCAGCCCACGGGAGACCUCUGGGCGCCAUGCUACUCCAGCGUAGCUUCAUGUGGCUUGCACUUUCUAGUACGUCUUUGAUGGUGGCUGACAGGCUCGCUCUUCGCAAUAACCAUGUCUUGGACCUCCUCAUGUCAGGAGAAGAUACUAUUCUCAACGGCCAACGUCAACUUUUGGAUGGUGAUCUCAGAUCGAUCGAUGUGUAUGUUGGCAUUGCUACUGAGCAGAUGGAUUACCUCGAGGCUGGAGCAGAUUUUGUCCGCUUGGGAUCACCCGAUCUACAGAGGUUAGCCUACGACGUGAGAUCUGUCGCCAUGAUUGCCCACCUGAACUGCUCUUUGCUCAAUGACGACACCGCCGACUCUGAUGUGUUGAUGGGCUGGCUGCAAGAGUCUCUUGAGAAUCCUCUGCAAAUGUCUGAUCCUAACCUUGCUGCCGUUGUUCUACGAUGCAUGGCUCUGAUUUGCCGGGUUUCACCAUCAUAUUCCUCCACCGUUAGCCGGGCUCUUAGUCGCUUCUUGGUCAAGACUGUCCCCUGCGAGGACACUGCGAAGGUGGCUGCUAAGAGUUUAGCCUUUGUGUUGAAAACGUUAUCAAAGGACGCAGUGAUUAGCACCCUUUACUCUCUUGGGAAUGUUCUGAGCCCCGAUUCGGAGGCGGAGAUGGCCAACGAAGCGCUUAAUGGUACCCUUGGCCGUGGUGAUGCUCUGACCACAGAAUACGACCGCCGCCACUCCACUGCAAGCUCGAUAUCCUUUCUCGUUAACGGUGAGCACGGAACCGCUCUCGUUUCUGGCAAUGUUGUGGAAGCUAUUUGCACCAUUGCCAUUGAAUGCCAAGACGAAAAGAUCACUGCAUUAGCUCAAUCCAUGCUUUUGCAGAAACUGGACAAGGUCAACGCGAGCGUUGACGCAGAAGUUAUUGCUGGCGCAGCCAAAUUGUCCCUUCACGGAGAACAGCUCGAGUUUCGUUCACUUCUUAGAAUGUACAGCAGACUAUGUCACAUUGGCGUGGUCGACCACAAGGAGUUCCUCCUAGCCGCGGUGAUGAAAGCGCGCACCCUCAUCUCUGCCAACUUGAAACGAGACUCUCCCCUUUUCAACGUGUACUGGGAACAUUUACUGGACGCUAUCAUUUCUCUGGGUGAUGCCGAAUCUCCUCACCAAACUAAAGAGUCCGAUGUGCGAUUAGCUGCUCUAGAAAUUGCGGAAUUGUUGCAUCCUCUUGCCGUCUUCAUGUCAAGCAAUGACCUCGCGUCGGAACCGAUCGAGGACGACGAGGCAUACUCGCUCUUAAAAGAUGCAUGGUUCAAUAUUGUAGUCCACGGAUUUACCACAUCCACAGACCGCGGCAAGAAGUAUCUCAACGAACUUCGAACUAUUGCUGUUCAUUCGCCACCGUUAGUUGCCGGAGAGAGAACCGAAGUCGUUGAAAGCGAUAUCGAGUUAAAUACGGUGCUUAGAAGAGCGAACAGCGCAGAGAGAGAAGCAACACAAAAGAAACUUUUAAUCGAACUCAUCCCAUCCAAAGCCGCUGACAUCAAGAGCUUGAGCUAUCGAAAGGUCAUAUUUCUACAAGCCGCAUACCUUGUGGAGAGCCUACGUGCCGACGCAGGAGACUGCACCAAAGUCCUCUCGUACUUCCUGGAGCCGAGUAUGCGAAGAGGAGAAGUCAGCAGUACAAUGGAAGGCAUCGCCUCAGCCGUCCUCGACAAGUAUCUCAAAAAGACGCUCAGUGGGUCUGCGCCAACUUUCUCGGCUCAGUAUGCUUCGGAUCAGCUUGCUAUCAUUUUUUGCGUUUGUUGCCAUCGCAUCGAGCGUGUGCAGCAGGCAGCGUUUACUUGUGCUGACCGUCUCAUCCGGGAUGUGCCAUCUGCCCUAUGUCAGAGAAAAUCACUCUUCGCUCUACUUGAGUUGUUGUCGCUCAUGUGGUCAAGUUGUCUGGAGGCUGAAACGGACCUGUAUGCGCCGAGAUCUGUAUUUAGGUCCGAGAUCGGAAAGGUGACGCUCGAGCUUUCUGACGACUACGAGUUCCGCCGACGGACGCUAGAUACCCUCAAUCGAAAGGCAAGGUCAUGGGUCAGUGCAGCUGUCGGCUUAGCCCCGAUGGACAUCAAAGGCCUGCUCCAGACGUAUUUAUCGGACUUUCAUGACGAAGGAGCCUACGGCCGCAUCUCUUUAGGCAGGUCAUUUGCCCUAGAGCUGGGUUCCAUCAUACCGUCUACCGAUAACCGUCUCCAGUCGCUCGAGAGGGUAGGUGACUGCAAUAUCAACACCGCGUCAGAUUUCAUUGCGCAAUAUACUACAAGACAGGAAUACCGAUACGGCGAAACCUUGCCUGACCGUGGAACUGAGCUCAUUAGCUUCAUGAUGGAGAUUCGACGCCAGUCUUUCCCCCAGUCAACUGUGACUGACAGUGCCAACGCUGCCACUGCGUUAGCCCACGUUGAGGCUAGGAUCCUGAGUAACAAAGCGACAUCUCUACCUGAAGUGCGAGAAAUUCUACGGAGAGCUGCAGCCUUGCUUUGCCGCAGCCCCAGAGAUGAGUCCGCUGUUGCUCGAUAUCUUGUCAGCAUUCCAUUCGCACUCUUUACCAAGCAAUCCAUCAAGCUUGGCGCCUCUUUGUGGCUUGGGGUCAUGAAUGAAAACCCCCGACUGGAACCAAAGCUCGUAAACAGUAUCGCGCAACAGUGGGAACUCACAAUUACACGGAAAGUCGGACUCUUCAGUCCACUGCUGACACACCCGGAUCCGUUCUUUCUAAGAAUGGAUUUCAGCCCGAGUGACCUUGAGCUCCUGGCGAAGAAAAGGCAGGCUAUCCAUGAUUUACUUUCUCCCCACACGCAACUUGUUCACUUCUUCAUGAGUCACUUCAACGCAACUCGUUUGGGUAGUACCGAUACGCAGAGAGUGUUCUGUCGUAUGCUUGAUCUCACACUGACCGCCCUCCGAGAGGCACACUCGCAUCCCAUGUCUCGAGAACUGCGAUUCCAAAUCGUCCUGCUGGGACUCAAAUUUCUUCGCUCCAGUACCCUAAUGGGAGCCACCACGCAGCGGAGGUUCAAGGAGAAGAUCUUGUCAGCAGGUCUCGGAUGGUUCAGAAACGCCCCCAAAUGGUCUUUUGGUAGCAAUAUUCUUCAGCUCAAGACAGAACUGAGACUAAUUGCAGAUGUCUUGACUGCUAUGAAAGUUGUUUCCUAUGUUGGCGCUCAGACUGGCCCCAAUGUCGACUCCCUGCAGGCAAAGGAGCAGCUACUUCAAAUGCUGCUGGAAAACGAGCAAUCCAGGUUGGCAGUGUGGGUUAGCCCUCUCAGCCAACAUGGGCUGCUGCACCUGUCAGCGCCGAGCGUGUCCAAAUCGCUGGCCGAAAGCGCACUGCUUCCUCUUGUCAAGACAGCCUGGCAGCAAGACCCGUCCAUCGCCAUCGAGCUUGCCACGAGGUUCCAGUUUCCGCGACUGCACCGGGAAGUUAGGCAAUUGCUAUUGUCAUUCCCCGAACAAGCGGUGUCUGACCCGGAGGCACUGCCUCUGCUGUUUGGCGGACACCUCCCAGAUGAUGUAAACGUACAGCUCAAGUUCCUCCUUAUGUGGAGCCCAGUCAAUCCAUUGACAGCAGUCACUCUGUUCCUUCCGGCUUACAAGGAACAUCCGUUCAUCAUUCAAUAUGCCAUGAGGGCGCUGGAAAGCCAUUCUGUGGAUGUGACUUUCUUCUAUGUACCUCAAAUUGUUCAGACACUGAGAUAUGAUAACCUGGGUUAUGUUGAGAGAUAUAUUCUCGAAACGGCGCAAUUCUCCCAGUUAUUUGCGCACCAGAUCAUUUGGAACAUGAAAGCCAAUUCGUACAAGGACGACGACGCUCAGAUACCGGACGCGAUCAAACCUACUCUUGAUAGCGUCAUGGAAAAGAUGGUGGACAGCUUUUCCCCCGAGGACAAGGACUUUUUUGAGCGAGAGUUUGCCUUUUUUGACGAAGUAACCGGCAUUUCUGGAAAGCUCAAGCCUCUCAUCAAGCGUCCAAAGCCUGAGAAGAAACAGAAGAUUGAAGAGGAGCUUCGGAAGAUCAAAGUAGAGGUUGGGGUGUAUCUGCCCAGCAAUCCCGACGGCGUGGUCAUUGGCAUUGAUCGCAAAUCCGGCAAGCCUCUCCAGAGUCAUGCCAAAGCCCCUUACAUGGCCACGUUUCGUAUUCGCAAGAACAAGAGCGGCGCAGACGAGCUGAUCGAUGGUGCCGCCGUCGAAGAAACCGAAAAGAGAGUGCAGGACGCGUGCCAAGACAGUGCCAUUGAGGUUUGGCAGUCGGCCAUCUUCAAGGUCGGCGACGACUGCCGACAGGACGUGCUGGCCCUGCAGAUGAUUUCCGCCUUCAGAGGCAUCUUCCACAGCGUGGGCUUGGACGUGUACGUCUUCCCCUACCGAGUGACAGCCACAGCUCCCGGCUGCGGAGUCAUUGACGUGCUGCCCAACUCUGUCUCGCGCGACAUGCUUGGCCGAGAAGCCGUCAACGGCCUCUACGACUACUUUGUUUCCAAGUAUGGCAAUGAGGACUCUUUACGGUUCCAGCGCGCACGCAACAACUUUGUCAAAUCCAUGGCUGCCUAUUCCGUCAUUUCUUUCCUGCUCCAAUUCAAGGAUCGGCACAAUGGCAACAUCAUGAUUGACGACGCCGGGCAUAUUCUCCACAUUGACUUUGGCUUCUGCUUCGACAUUGCCCCCGGAGGCAUCAAGUUCGAGCGCGCCCCGUUCAAGCUGACCAGCGAGAUGGUGGCGGUGAUGGGGGGCUCAACCGAGCACCAGAGCUUCAAGUGGUUCGAGGAGCUCUGCGUCAAGUCGUUCCUGGCAAGCAGGCAGUACUGCGAGAAGCUGAGCCAGAUCGCGCUGCUCAUGAUGGACAGCGGCUUGCCUUGCUUCAAACCCGAGAGCGUGAAGCACUUCAAGGAGCGUUUUGUUCUGGGCAAGACGGAGAGGGAGGCAGCAGACUUUAUGAAGGGCUUGAUCAAGACCAGUUACUCGAGCUACAGCACCGGUGUCUACGACCAGUUCCAGCUGCUGACCAAUGGCAUCCCCUAUUAA
Ustilaginoidea virens is the source of this 5826-nucleotide messenger RNA. RefSeq lists its product as uncharacterized. The transcript has 4 exons. Gene Ontology annotation, molecular function: 1-phosphatidylinositol 4-kinase activity. Gene Ontology annotation, cellular component: plasma membrane; cytoplasm. The coding region runs from base 1 to 5826 and encodes 1941 amino acids. Gene Ontology annotation, biological process: phosphatidylinositol-mediated signaling; phosphatidylinositol phosphate biosynthetic process. Lineage: Eukaryota; Fungi; Ascomycota; Sordariomycetes; Hypocreales; Clavicipitaceae. The record is from RefSeq and is a predicted model, not a curated record.